Molecule: messenger RNA, 633 nt
Organism: Anisakis simplex (herring worm)
Lineage: Eukaryota; Metazoa; Nematoda; Chromadorea; Rhabditida; Anisakidae
Source: the annotation of a GenBank genome assembly
AUGCUGACAAUCGUACCAAUAAGUUAUGUGUCAACGACAUUUCUCAGAGCACAUUUCUCACUUGAAAUGGCACAAUUGUUUUCAUUCGUGUUCGCAUCGUGCAAUUUCGUUUCGAGUAUAUUCGGCUUGCUUGCCGUGGAUCGUUUCGGGCGACGACCGAUGUUGCUCUUCUUCGGCUUUCUGAACGUUUUCUUUUUGAGUUCAUACUGUGUUUUCGAUCGACUGGCGAUCAACGUGAACACGCAAUUUCGAUAUGGAUGCGUGAUAUCGCUGCUCGGAUACGGCAUCACUUAUGGCUCGGCGCUUGGACCGAUAGCAUUUUUCAUAACCAGCGAAUUGGUACCACAGCAUUUUCGAUCAGCCGUGCAAGCGAUGGUCUUCUCAGUGAACGCUAUUUUCAUCUUCACUUUUAGUUUCUCCACGCUUCCGCUCUACAGAUGGAUCAACGUUUGGAGUAUGGUACCACUCUUCAUCAUACCAUCUCUAAUGGCUCUCACCUAUGUGUUCUUCAACUUACCUGAAACAAAAGGUCGCGAAAUUCAUGAAAUUGUUCGUGAACUGGCUGGUGGACACACGAUUUCACCAGAGGCUAACCGAACGAAAGAUCACUCGAUGGUGAUCGAAAAUCAAUAA